Molecule: messenger RNA, 5574 nt
Organism: Python bivittatus (Burmese python)
Lineage: Eukaryota; Metazoa; Chordata; Lepidosauria; Squamata; Pythonidae
Source: RefSeq, a predicted model, not a curated record
UUUAAGAAGUGAAAUGGGUUUCCUCGAAGAGUUGGUGGUUGGAAGUGGCGAUACAGUUGAACUUCAGUGCAAUACUCCAGGCUCGUCUGCAUCUCUCCUCUGGUAUAAAGAUGGUGUUGGGAUUUCACCUACCAAUCAGACUCAUAUUGGUCAAAAACUGUUGAGGAUUAUAAAUGUGUCCUAUGAUGAUUCAGGCCUAUACAGCUGUAAAAUGAGGCACUCAGUGGAAAUGUUUAGGAACUUUACAGUCCGAGUGACAGAAUCCCCAUCAUCUGGUGAUGACGAAGAUGAUGACGACGAUGAUGAUGACUCUGAAGAUAGAGUUGCACCUUAUUGGACCCAUCGCGACAGAAUGGAAAAGAAGCUUUUGGCUGUGCCUGCUGCUAAUACCGUUCGUUUUCGGUGCCCAUCUGCUGGCAAGCCCCUUCCUUCCAUAUACUGGCUGAAGAAUGGCAGAGAGUUCAAAGGAGAGCACCGUAUUGGAGGCAUUAAACUGCGGCAUCAGCAGUGGAGUCUUGUCAUGGAGAGUGUUGUUCCAUCAGACCGAGGAAACUACACCUGUGUGGUCCAGAACAAAUAUGGUGUAAUUUGGCAUACUUACCAACUUGAUGUUCUUGAAAGAUCACCCCACCGUCCUAUUCUCCAGGCAGGAUUGCCUGCUAAUCAGACCGUGGUGGUUGGGAGCAACGUCGAAUUCCACUGCAAAGUAUACAGUGAUGCUCAACCUCACAUCCAGUGGUUGAAACAUGUGGAAGUCAACGGAAGCAAAUACGGGCCAGAUGGGACUCCUUAUGUUUCCGUCCUAAAGUCUUGGAUCAGUAAAGAUCCUGAAGCUGAUGUUUACCUAAAUCUAUUCAAUGUGACAAAACAAGAUGAAGGCGAAUAUCUUUGUAGAGCCAACAAUUUCGUAGGCAGAGCCGAAAAAUCAUUUUGGCUCCACAUUCACAAACCAGAACCAGCAGAAAAACGAGUUGCGAGAGAUGAUUCCAGCUCAUUUUAUGCAGGCAUCCUCAGCUAUGGGAUCGCCUUCGUGCUUUCCAUCCUGGUGGCAGUGAUAGUGGUGAUUUAUAGAAUUAAAAGGCCAGCCAAAAAAGCUAUGAACACCACCACAGUUCAGAAGGUCUCCAAGUUCCCUCUCAAGAGACAGGUAACAGUGUCUUUGGAGUCCAACUCUUCCAUGAAUUCCAAUACUCCUCUGGUCAGGAUCACCCGCCUUUCCUCCAGUGAGGGAGCCAUGCUGGCAAAUGUCUCUGAGCUUGAGUUGCCAGCUGACCCGAAGUGGGAAUUGGCAAGAUCUCGCCUGACUCUAGGGAAGCCACUGGGUGAAGGCUGCUUUGGUCAAGUAGUGAUGGCAGAAGCAAUGGGGAUUGACAAGGAAAAACCAAACAAGCCUAUUACUGUAGCUGUCAAGAUGCUGAAAGAUGAUGCCACAGACAAAGAUCUGUCUGACUUAGUCUCAGAAAUGGAAAUGAUGAAAAUGAUUGGGAAGCACAAAAAUAUUAUUAAUCUCUUGGGUGCCUGCACACAGGAUGGACCUCUCUAUGUUCUUGUGGAAUAUGCAUCAAAGGGGAAUUUAAGGGAAUACCUUAGAGCUUGUCGGCUACCUGGCAUGGAUUAUUCCUUUGAUACCUGCAAGCUACCUGAAGAACAGCUAACAUUUAAAGACUUAGUCUCGUGUGCCUACCAGGUAGCGCGUGGAAUGGAGUAUCUGGCAUCUCAAAAAUGUAUUCACCGGGACCUGGCAGCUAGAAAUGUUCUGGUCACAGAAGACAAUGUGAUGAAGAUAGCUGAUUUUGGCCUAGCCAGAGAUGUUCACAACAUUGAUUAUUACAAAAAAACAACUAAUGGCCGGCUGCCUGUGAAAUGGAUGGCUCCAGAAGCAUUGUUUGACCGUGUCUACACUCAUCAGAGUGAUGUAUGGUCGUUUGGAGUGCUGCUAUGGGAGAUCUUCACUUUGGGGGGGUCUCCAUAUCCAGGAAUUCCAGUUGAGGAACUCUUCAAACUGCUAAAGGAGGGCCAUCGUAUGGACAAGCCAGCAAAUUGUACCCCAGAUUUGUACAUGAUUAUGAGGGAAUGCUGGCACGCAGUGCCUUCACAGCGGCCAACUUUUAAGCAGCUGGUAGAAGACCUGGAUCGAGUGCUGACAGUGACCUCAACAGAUGAAUAUCUUGACCUGUCAGUGGCCUUUGAGCAGUACUCCCCUGCAGGCCACGAUACCCACAGUGCCUGCUCUUCAGGAGAUGACUCUGUAUUUGCACAUGACCUUCUCUCAGAUGAGCCCUGUCUUCCAAAACAGCAAGCAAAUGGCAUCAUCAGGACAUGAUGACAGAUAGAGCUGCAAGAAAUAGAUUCAUGAAUGUAUGUCUAAGGGAACUCAAGAACAAAAUGCCCAGGAAGAUGUUAUUCUGCUCCAUGGCACAGAAGAGUGUAUUGCUGUGAAGCCGUGGCACUGAACAUACUUUCUUCCUACUUUCUUGUAAAACACAUGAAAACCUUGAAAGGCAGGUAGAGGAUCGUGAACCUCCAGCCUUCAAGUCAGUUUUCUGUGCCUGCAAUCCUGGUGGUGGGUGGGAAGAUGAAAAGUGUGCAAAGAAUGUAGGAGGCUUUGGCAUAAUGCAAUCCGCGCAUGAAUCUUCUUUGGUGGGGCUCAAUAGCCACAUUGCCUGCAGGGAAUCUUAAGUAAGUACUAAUUUUAUAUUUAAUAAAUAUAAAAUUUGCCAUCUACUUAAGAACAUAUUCAAAGCCAUUCUGAGGAGUUAAUCACUCUUGAAAGCAUUAAACCUCUUUUAAAGUUGCCUUUACUUUCUCACGGUGGGGAACAGUCACCCCUUGCACUAACAGUUGGAUAGAUGAAUGUAUGCAGGCAGAAGGAACGUGAAGGACUGGGGGUGUUGCACGCUCUAGGAAAUGGAGUGUGCGUGUGUUGGGGUGUGUGUGUGUCAUUUGUUUAUGAGCAUGUAGCAAUUACUUUUGCUAACUAUUUCCAGGGGAUUUCUAUAAAUUGUAAACUGCGUCAGACCCAAAUUUUGCUAUUUGUUACAUUUAUUCAGCUAUUUUCUGGGUGAGUUUUCUGUAGAUAAGGUUUAAAUAUAUUUGUAACUGAGGUCUAUAAAUUUUUCCCAGAAAUCUAUCAUCAGACACUUGGAGAAAAAAAUAUUACGGGUACCCAUGGUCAAGCGCCUUUCAGUGAAUCAAAAAGUUUUAUUUCCUACAAUUGUGCAUAUAUCUAUAAAUAGCUCUUGUGUGUAUAUAAUAUCUCUGAUAUUAACAUGGCUGACAAGUCUGAAAGAGAAUUUCUCCAAGUAAGAAUUCUUCUAAAGUAGGACAUACUGAUUUAGGCAAAGAAUUUUUUUUUUAUCUUGUCAGCUUGUUUUGUUUUAAAAGUUAUAUUUUAACAUGUAUAUUUGUAAAAUUAUUUAUAGAUAUUAACAUAUGUUCAUUAAUGUAUACACUUAAAUUUUCAUCAGAUUUAAGGAUUUAACUUAUUGAAAAUAGAGGAAGAUAAUUCAAGAUUGUUUUUCUGAAUUCCUGAGAAAUCUUAGAAAAAUGUAUAGCUGUAUAGUCAUUUAACACAUUACUUUUAAUACUAAUUUUUCUUUUUUAAAAACAAAAAAAUGCCUUUCCUGGGUUGCAACAAUUAUCAGGACAUGCAUUCUGUAAUAUAUUAAUGUUAAAUCCAAACCUAUGGCAGCAGAAAUAAUCCUUUUUCCAUCUCUGUAAGAGCUAAGGAAUCUUUCAUCACUUUUGCCACUGUGCAUUAAGUCAGAGGGGUUUUUUUUCCAGUUUUUUCCUUUGAAUGAAGGUGUUCUUCAUGGUUGACUAAAUAACAGAUAUGUGGCAGAGCUGAAUGUUGACUGCCAAUGAUUAAUCCUCUACGUGUGUGUGUUCCCAUUUGCAUUUUUAUGGUAGAGACAUGGAUCCAAACAAAAUAAUACUUUAAAAUAUAUGUAGAGAAAGUUUUGAUGAUUGUAGGUAGACUUUGAACCUAACAUUUAGCUUGGGAAAAUACUAGGUUUUGUAGAUAACUCAGUCAAAACACACUAAAGAGUUUUUAAAGAUUUUUUUUUUAGAGUCUCUGAGAGCAGUUCCACACCAUCACUGGUUUUUCCACCUUCCAGUUUCUCACAUAACAAUUUGAAACUGAAGGCUGAUUUUCAUUCCUGCUGGCCCUGAAACAUGAAUAUGCAGAAAAUGCUGCGGACACUCUCCAGUUGCAUUCUUCCAGUAGGAGAAUGCAGAGGACAUCAUUCAGUCAGUUCCCAAGUUUCUGAUCUAUCACUAGUCAAAAACUCCUUUCAGCCCAUUUCACACGAAGAGGAAAGCGCCUAAAUUGCUAUUGCUCUCCUCCAUGUUUGCCACAUCUGUUGGUGUACAUUGGGUAGCGUGUCAAAUCACAACUCCAGUCUGAGAGGCUUCUGUGAUGGGAAGCUAUGCAGGGGAAGGUUAAUUGUUAAACUCUGAAAAUCAACAAAAGCAUGGAAAUUCCCCAUAAGCUUCCCAGCCAUCUUUCCGUCAUUCCUUUAUUGCAUUGAAAAGCCCUGUGAGUUGUGAAAAUGAAAGGGUAGCAAGUCAGCAGCUUUGCAAAGAGUUGUUUUCCCCAGUAGCUCUAACUACAGCUGCAGGGGUUGCUAUAGUGUGGCUAGGUUGGGAGAGGGGAGGAAACAAUAGAUAGCUAAUGCAUACAAGAAGACACAGAUUCCAGGAACAAGAUGAUGAGCCUUUAGUUGGGGGCAGGGGGCGGGGGGAGGGCAGAUCGUGGCCCAUUUAGCUCUCAGAGCAAGGAAGCAAAAGUUCCCCUACGCAGGAAAAUGGAUGUCCUCCCAGGUCUGCAGAACCACAGCAACUGAUGGCAGCUCUGCCAUGAAUCAGCUUCAACGACAGCAUCAUGAAAGCUGUCAGGUCCAAAGGUGAUCCCAAAGUGAUGCAACAAUUGGAGCAAGGGACAUAUCUUUUGAAUAAGGAAGUAAAAAGUAGGGCUAUAUAAAAAGAAGUAAGAACUAGGAAAUUGAAUGCAAGAACCUAUAGUAUAGCAAUUGUAUUCUCUCUACAGAUCAGCAAUUUCACUAAAGAAAAUGAGCACCAUUCCAGAUCAGUAGUCAGUAUAUUCUUGCAAUACCACAAGAUUGUUUCAAAAUAGUUAAUUUAUAGAUCUGAAGCUUCAAAGAGUUUUAAAAAAUAGAUUUCUGUAUACAAGUACUUUUUUGGAAAUAAAGAAUUGUGCUAUUUUCUUACCACAUAUGGUAGUUUUGUACAUUCCAAGGAUCUGAAAAUUGCUAUUCCAGUCUGAGUUCAUUAAUUACCUUAAAUAUAUUAUAUUCAUAUAUAAUAUAUUUAUGAAAGAUUUACAAAGAUAUAUUUCUUAUAUAACUUUAAAGCCAGGAUUUGAAAACUUGAAUAUUUCUUUAAAUCUUUAUUCCUGUCCAUGUUGCGAUCAAUACGUUUGCAUAUUGUGACAUUUUGAUGAACAUUUUCCUGGUUCAGCAUCUUCUAGUUUCUGUAUUGCUUUGAACAUUUUAGAAAAUGUGAAACAAAAAGCAAAAGAAAUCUUAUUCUGUUUUUGCUUACCUGGCCCAA